ACCAGCUGAUCGUCCACACAGACAGAGAGCUGAGAGGCAGGAGGAGGGGAGCUGAGAGGGGAGUGACUACUGAUGCUCCGGUAAUCUGCGCUGUGUGAGUCAGUGCUGUGGCAAGCAAAGCGGCAACAGAAGCAGCUGCAGCAGCGUGAGACACGUUUCUCGCUCACGAGCGUCAACAACGCAGAAGAGCAGGAUGGGAAAGCUGAGCGGCUAAGCAAGAAGAGGAAGUGAGACAGCCGUAUCGAAAGCAAGAAGGAAGGGACAAAACCAAGAGAGAUCAGCCUUGUAUUUUGUUGCGACUGUGGAGUGUCACAGAAUUGCAGAUUGCAUUGACAGCUACAGCAAUCUAAACUGACCCAGACGAAGAGGAAGUUUACCGUUAUAUAUCAGAGGUGGCAUCGGGGUUAGGACUUGCUGUGUUGCAGGGAUGUCCUGGUUGUCUCCGGUCCAGUGGGCCAAAUGGACUUGGUCAGCAGUGACGGGAGCUGCAGGAGACGAUGGGCAGCCCAAAGCGAAGGAUGAUGGAGAGGACAAUUCGGACUCUGAGGGGACCUUCGAGACUCCAGAAACUGAGUCUCCAGGUGUUGUAAAGCUGCUAGGCCAACUGGAUAACUCCAGUCACAGAGUUGUUCCUGAUGGUACAAACCACUUUCUGGACCAGAACUCCAAUCAAGAUGUCACUACACCUCCGUCCCAAGGGGUUGAUUCCCUGAACAACCUCACCGGCUCCUCGCUUAACAACAGCACCUUCAGUCUGAAUCAGAACCUUAAUUUGACCCCAUGCACAAAACCUGGUCCUGGAGAAGGCUUCUCCUCAUCCAGCCCUCAGGCUCCAGCUCUUCGGCCACCGUCACUGUCCGUCAUCUCACCGUUGAACAAACCUGAUCCUACGGAGGUGGACGACGAAGCUCCAGCGACAUCUGACUCCAGCCCGGACUCAAACCUGACCCUCAGUAAUGUCAUUUGCAGCGAUGCCGAUUUGCUCAAUGGCAACAUGAACUCUGACGACGUGCUGUCGAACACGAACCUGACCUGCGAGACCAACAACACAAUUCUCACGAACUCCUGUAAAGUGAAGCAGAACCAGGCGAUGCAGAAGGACUUCAGUGGAAAAGAUGACCAUCAUGAAGGCCACGCCACAGACGAGGAGAAGCUGGCAAGCAGUGUCGGGGUCAAACCAGAAAAGGACCAAAACAGCAAGGACUGCCAUGUGACAUCCAAACCCGAGGAGUCAGACUGCUGCUCUGCGCAGUUUGAAGACACGUGCAAACUGAAGAACAAAUCAGGGGGAAGUGAGAUGCAGAAAACGGGAAGUCAGGUCCUGGAUUCCAUCUGCAUCAGUGAGGCAGAAAAACAGGCAGUUCUCACCCUCAUCAGGGAGGAGAUCAUCACUAAAGAGGUCGAAGUGAACGACUGGAAGAAAAAGUACGAGGACUGCAGGCAGGAAGUGGAUGAGAUGAGGAAGAUUGUUGCAGAAUAUGAGAAGACUAUUGCUCAGAUGAUUGAGGAUGAGCAGCGCAACAACCUGACCUCCCAGAAGGCUUUGCACGCAGUGACGAUGGAGAAGGAAGCCGCUCUGGCAGACCUGAACUCCGUCGAACGCUCUCUCUCUGAUGUGUUUCGACGUUACGAAACUAUGAAGAGCACCCUUGAAGGCUUUAAGAAAAAUGAAGAAGUGCUGAAGAAGUGUGCUCAGGACUAUCUGGCCAGAGUCAAACAGGAGGAGCAGCGAUACCAGACGCUGAAAAUUCAUGCCGAGGAGAAACUAGACAAGGCCAAUGAGGAGAUCGCUCAGGUCCGUAUGAAGGCGAGCUCAGAGAACAUGGCUCUGACCGCCAGCCUGAGGAAGGAGCAGAUGAAGAACGAGUCUCUGGAACAAGCUCUACAGCAGAAGAAUCAAGAGAUCGAGGAACUCACAAAGAUCUGUGAUGAGCUGAUUGCCAAAAUGGGUAAAAUAGAUUGAGGGUUGCUUCAUCAGAAUCGGCCACUACAGUCCCUCCCGCCCUGCCUACAGUAAUGCCCUGUGCACGCCCCCAGCCAAGAAGCAGCUCGUCCCCUGUGCCUGCCCUCUCAGAGCCUGCUUUUGUACAGAUGUCUGAAGUAACUUCUUGCGUACUACAAUUGCACUACAUGUGACCAGAACCAAGACGGUUGUAGACAUGUUAACUAUACGUAAUCACUUUGUUUUGUUUGUGGCCAUUAUGUGGCCAUCUGGAGCCCUUGUGCUUUUGUCCAUCAUGCCAGUGAACAACAACCUGCUUGUGACUCAACUUAAACUCCCAGCGGCUUAACAGCUAAAUUCCCAGCAACUCCUCCUGCAGGAUGACAUCGGAUUUAAUGCAGGCUGGGGUUUGUUUUGAAGUUACAAUUGGGCUUUUGAUUUGAUGGGCUUUUGAUUAUUUUAUAUUAAAGUAAGAAUCCUGAAAAUGUAUUUUUCUAUGACGUAAACAGGGAUUUUAUUUUGGAAGAGUAAAGCUCAGGGGUAUUGUUUGGGGCAGAAUGAGGUCAAGUCAAACUGCACAAGAACUGGAGGAAAGGAUUUAGGAUUGAGGAAACGCACGAGUCCUCAGAGGCCUUGGUUUGUUCAGGAGUGACACUGAAACCAAGCUGCAAAUGAUUUAUGGCUGUUGCUUUUUCUGGUUUACAGUACUGUGACACAUUUGGGAUUGUGAGGAGUUCAAAGUGCUGCAGAAUGUUUAUCAGUCGCAGAGACGUAUAAUAACCUGACAAUCAUAGACUUUCCUGUGAUUAUAUACAUUUUGGUGGCAUCGUUUUGUCCGAUCCACAAAAUCAGCACAGAGACGACUUUAAAAAUUUAGAAAGAAAAAUCAGCUCCACUGCUGUAUAAGGUCCCAUGUUGUGCCGCUUUUCAGCAGAUUAAUCGAAGUGUCGCAUGUCUCCACAAUGUGUCUUUUAGUUUUUAUCUCAAAUACUGAAAAGAUGUCAGAAGAAGACAACAGCUUUUAUUUUAAACCAAGUUUAUUACAACCACAAAACACUAUAACAGUGUAUUUUCACCGUAUGGGACCUUUAACUAUGUCAUGUUAAGAAUCCUGAACAACUGGAAAAAAUAAAACAUACUGACGAUAUUUUGAUUGAGCUUAUUUACAAUUAUUACAUGAUUAGCAAGUGCUGCUAUAUGUCAUCGCUCUGUCAUUGAGUUUCCACUAAUCAUAUUUACCUCUUGGAAACUAAGAGCUUUUUGUUCCGUUGUUUAUGCGUGAUGAAGAUGUGAGUCCUCAUACCUGCAUUUACAGCCGUGCACAAGUUAUUCAACAAAUACGUCUGUUUCUUUGCAUGUUUAUUUUUACAGCUUUAUGCUUCUCAGACUGCAGAUCAUUUUCUCUACACACCAGUAAACACUAGUUGUUUGGCACAGAGAUGUAAUGUUUUAGGUGGUUUUGGUUUAGUAAAUGGUUAUCAGUGGGAGAAUCUCGGAACUGCUGCCAGUAUGAUUCAUGAUGAGUAUUGGUUCUUGUUUUUCUUUGGAAUCUGCUUUUCAAUUCUUGCUUUUUUUCUAUAGAAGAAAAUUUCCCUCCAGUAAAGGCAAACAUUUCUACAACAAAAAUGAAGGUUUAACACAAACUACUGUUUGGCUCAAUAUAACAGUUUAAAAACUGCAAAUGUAUGUUUUAAAUUGGUGAUCUUUGUUCAAGUAAAUAUAAAUGCAAAUAUUUAGUUGAAAAACGGUCUCCACUUAAAGCACAAGCCCACUCUUGUGCCACAGUUGAUAUUUGUGCCAUUCUAAUGUCAUGUUCACUCUUGUUACUCGGCUUUGUUUUUAUAAGAUACGGCUUUGUAACUUUAGCCCAUUUCUUUAAUUAUUUGUGUCAGUUUGUGAAUUAGAAAUGGCGAUCUCACACUUGUGUUGAAGCAGCGUGAAUGUGUUGUACAUUUGCCUGAAUAAAUAUAAUUUGUUCAGCUA
Acanthochromis polyacanthus (spiny chromis) is the source of this 3925-nucleotide messenger RNA. Its product is annotated as transforming acidic coiled-coil-containing protein 1. NCBI's taxonomy places the organism in Eukaryota, Metazoa, Chordata, Actinopteri, Pomacentridae. Bases 428 to 1963 code for a protein of 511 amino acids. Gene Ontology annotation, cellular component: cytoplasm. Gene Ontology annotation, biological process: cell population proliferation; cerebral cortex development; mitotic spindle organization. The transcript is spliced from 13 exons. The record is from RefSeq and is a predicted model, not a curated record.